Molecule: messenger RNA, 5029 nt
Organism: Acipenser ruthenus (sterlet)
Lineage: Eukaryota; Metazoa; Chordata; Actinopteri; Acipenseriformes; Acipenseridae
Exons: 16
Coding region: 1312-4395 (1027 amino acids)
Molecular function (GO): protein binding
Source: RefSeq, a predicted model, not a curated record
AGCCCACACCUCCUCCACAUCAGGGAGCGCAAUGCUUUCUUUACUGGGCAGUGCCUUUCCUCGCACUGGUUUUAUGAUCUGUCCAAAACGACACCCAUUUUUCCAUAGUUAAUGUAUGAAAGGGUUAAUGACACUGUGAGCGUGGGGCCGGUGAAUAGCGGACCUCGGAUGGGCAUUAAGAAAAAAUGAUUAAAAACAUGCUUUUAAAACCUUGGUUAAUUAAACGAAUGUUACAAUACAUUAAAUACAAAACAAAUACAUAUUGUGCUGACGGGGCUCUGAACUGUUACUGUUUUGACUAGCUAACCCCGCUUACCUGCCUCGCAUGCCCGUCGCAUUAGAGAACGGUCGUUAUUCGUUUGGAAACGGUAAAUUAUGAAAUCGUGUCGUUCGUACCUGAUUUAUUGAAAUAAUGGAAACUGUGUGUGUGUGUGUGUGUGUGUGUUACCUGCCCUGAGCACACAGAAACGGAGUAACUAACGGCGCUGUCUAGUUUAUUCAAACUCCUCCUUCUUGUUAUUUAGCAGCGGCACCAAACAGCUCAGUACAAACCUGUCAGCGCGUUUGAAAUACGCAUUAAAACCAAACAAAGCUCUUGAGAUAGAGAGACGCUGUGAGCAGGAACGGACAGAGAGACGCACGGGACCGAUAUGGAGGCGCUGUCAGGACCGUGUAACCAUUCCAAACAGCUUUGUUUCAAUGCAGUCCGAAAAGAAGGAGAAUAAAUUCGAAAAACAAGUUCGCAAACAGCGAAGAAACUCCCACAAUAUGCUGUAAAAAAAAAAAAAAAAAAAAAGAUUUGUGGAAGACGAUUUGUUUGUGCAGAUCACUGAAAUUCAAUUUUAUUUUCUCCAGUACUUUUAAAAGUUUAUAUAAGAAGAAAAAGGACGGCUCUUUUUGAGCGCAUAUUUUAAAAGUUUGCACGCAUUGGCUUUUUAUUGGUGUAUUUGCCUGAACUCUGACAGAGGAGACGCGUGUGUAUUUUGCAUGUAAGGACUUUUUAAUCAUGCCAAAAAAACAAAGGCUACAAACAAACACAAACGCAGCGCUCUAUACGCGUGUUUACUGCCACCUCCACUAAAGGGUAUUUUCUCCACUAUCCUCGCCGAUCCUGUGUGUGGAUGCUACAGGAAAAGGGCUACAGUAAAGACGAGGAGAGCUGUCUAAAACCUGCUGCUGGUCUGGACAGUGUUUGUUUGCAUAUGCAAUGCCACUUAUCAAAGUCGCUGCAAACAUCGAACCUUAAACACUCUUGACCGAUGUGAGCGCUCUCUCCCCCUGCUGCCGCGCUGUGAUUCGGAGGUGCCGGUCAUGGUGUUGGAGUGGUGUGGCGUGCUGAGGGGGCUCCUCUCCCAGGAUCCCGGGCAGGUUAUGGGCGUGGUGGAGGCGCUGGUGUGGGAGCUGCACCAGGACAAGGAGGGACUGAUAGAGAGUAUGCUGCGAGACCCCAGCAGCCAGGACUACAUGCGGGCUCUGUGCCGCUUACUGACGUCCACAGAAACACGGCUGUGCAGCAACGCGGCCUACAUCCUGGGCUCCAUUGCGGAGAGCGAGACUGGGACCCAGCAGCUGGUGUCACUGGGAGGGGCCGGGGACCUGCUGGGAACGCUGACCGCACUGCUGAGCUGGGACGAUGCCGAGGCGGUGAUGAACGCAGCUGGCACCAUCGGCACCCUGGCGGAGAGCAGUGAGGGGCGGUGGUGGAUCCUGGGGGAGCGUGGCUUCGUGGAGAUGGUAGACAGCGUGACCGCCCUGCUGGACGCGAGGAGCGAGUGGACGGUCAGCAACGCCGCCCUGGUGCUGGCUCGCCUCUCGAUGUGCGAGUCGGGGUGCCGCAGGCUCCUGGAGCACCCCAGCUCCUCCAGGAUAAUCUCCAAGCUCAUCGGCUCGCUCAGGGGGGACGAGGCAGGGUGUGGGAUGAACGCUGCCUUCGCUCUGGGUCGGCUGUGCAACACGGACUCGGGGCUCCAGCGGAUACUCAGCAUGGCAGAGGCCCCGGGCAUGGUUGUCUCUCUGGGAGCCAUGCUGGCUCAGCCUGACACUGGAGGCAGUAAGAACGCCUGCUUCGCUCUGAGUUGCCUGGCAACGGAAGCGGAAGGCCACGCCCACGUCCUGCAGAGCCCUGCCUUCCCCCAGCUGCUGAACUCGCUCUACCGCCUCCUGCAGGCGGAGGACCAAGACAGCGCCUGGUUUGCUGCAAUGACAGUGAAGGUUCUGGCUUCCCAGCCCAGCGGAGUCCUGAAACUGAGAGAGCACAGGAAACUAGAGGAGCUCUUAAAGUCUCUGGUGUGCUCCAAGACAGCAGGGAAGGAGCUGCUGGAGGAAGUGAGCCUCACUCUGACCAAGCUGCAGCGCCUCCCCAAACCCCUUCCCCCGCGGAUGGAGCGCCUGGAUUCGGGUUCUGUCCUGGUCUCCUGGGAGACAUGCACCCCCGGGAGCGGCCUGGAGGUCACCUACAGUCUCUUCGACGGAUCCUGCCUGUUGUACUCGGGGCUCCAGUCUUGCUUCACCCUGACGGAGAUCCCACCUGGUCAGGCGUUCCUCUUCAGGCUCCGCCUCUCCACGCCGGGGGGUGACACCAGCCCCUACAGUGAAGCCGUCCGAUGGGCUGUGCAGACGGAGGCGUCUCUGCCCGGCAGUCCUCAGGAUCUGCGUGUGAUUGGCUGCACCCAGACGCAGGUGAAGCUGAGCUGGGCUCCCCCGGCCGAUCCGCAGGGUCCCCUGAAGGGGUACCAGCUCUUCAGGGGAGAGACCCCACUGGACACCACCACGGAGCUCAGCUGCAUCGCGGGCGGACUCUCCCCCUCCUCCCUGUACGAGUUUGGGGUGUGUGCCCUGGGGUCCACGGGGAGGGGUGCCAUGGCACGGGUCGAGGUCAGGACAGCAGACCCAGGGGACCACGCGCCCAGCAAGCUGGCGGUCACCGUCCUGGGGCGCCACGAGAUUUCCGUGAGCUGGGAUAUCCCCGAGGUGCCGCUGGGCCGGCUGUUUAACUUCGAGCUGUGCAUCAACGGGAGAGUGGUGUACCUGGGCACGGAGAGGAGCUACACCGCACGCAGGCUGGCAGCCAACACCGAGUACACCUGCACCGUCAGUGUCAUCACCAGCGAGGGGCGCUGUGAGAGCCGGCCGGUCACCAAGAGGACCGCCAGGGACGAGUACGAGAACACCGCCAAGUGCCUCUACUCUCCAGCGCGAGCCAGCCAGCAGCAGCAGCCCCCUCUCGCCCCCCCAGCGAAGGAGCUCCCGGACUGCAGCGACCGAACCAAAAAGCCCAGAGGCACGGGAGCCCCCCACAAGGAGCCCCCCAGAGCUCCAAAAGCACACCUGGCCCUGAGUAAGGGGUGCUGCAAAGUGUGGGACAGCGACAGCACCGGGGGGGUCGGGGCCAGGCACAGCAGGAGACCCUCGACUCGGUCACAGCGCAAAGAUGGGAGUGAAUCAUCCGCUCAGUCUGUGGAGGCCGUGUCCAAGACGAUCCCGACAGGACGUCCUCAGCAGUCAGACCAGCGGGGGCUUUCCCCCCUGAGCUCCGGGACAGACCCCUGUGCCCGGGAGCGGGGCGGGGGGCACGGUCCCAACACGAGGAGGGAGCCCUGCACCAAGGUGGUGUUGAACGCGAUCUCUGACUACGAUGUGGGGGAGCCUCUCUUCAGCAGGGUGCAGCCCGUGGAGGGGGUCACCCCCCUGCCGAUCCGCCUGCCUGGCAAACCCCCCAGCUCCUCCAGCUCCUCCAGCUCCUGCAGCCCCACGGAGCGGCCCAGAGGCAGAGCACCCGUGCUGCUGGAGCGCAGAGCCAAGACCGAGAGUGAGCUGCUGCCCCGGCGAGGGGGGAGGAGGAGGGAGGAGCAGACACAGCAAGAGGGGGCUGCAGGGAGGAGGGGGAGCUGGCUGCUGGAGGACUCUCUGCAGGGGAUCCAGUCCCUUACUGCUGUGUACAUACCCGGGAAGGAGAGCCCCUUCCAGCUGAAGCACUUCCAGAGAGGCGAGGUGCACACACAGCUGCUGAGCACCAAGGAGAGGCUGCUCAGCUCAGACCUGCUGUUGCGGAUGAACUGUGUGAUGCAGGAAAGCAGCCAGCAGCGUCGCCACGCUCAGAGUCUGUCCCUGAGUGCAGGAGGGCGGGGUCCCCAGCUCACCACGAACCACCGCACCUCCAGACCCCCCCUGCCCCGCGUCCCCCCAGGACUCCGCUCUCUCCUGCAGUACAAGGCAAGCUUGGUGAAGCGCAUGCAGACUCUCUCUGAAGUGGACCGCAUUCAGCUGGACUGGACCCGGCACCACAGGACCCCAGUGAGGCUGCCAGCGAGACUCGGGCAGGGCGCAUCCUUCGUACUGACCCCGGCUACAGACAUUGAGUUCGGGGUCGGGGGUCACUGCCCCAAGCCACGCUGAUCUGGGGGCCCUGGACACCUCUGAAGCGAGGUCACCUGCGUCCCUCACCUGAGCCCAGCGGAGCCCCAGGGAGAAGCGUGAACAGCACACACAGCCGAUACACACGCAGGCUGUCCCCUGACACCCUCUCCACACCUGGGGCAUUACCACUGCGAGACUUUACUGUAGCAUGCAAUGGCACACACCUGCUGAACAACAAUGAGAGACGAGAAAGUGGGGUUAGAAACUCACACAAGCCCAGCACCCAAACCAGACUCCACUUCAAUAAACUGUCCCUCCCCUGUAGCUGCAUGAGCAAAAUCCUAAGAGUGACCCGACAGACUGGGGGUGACUUGUGUUUCAUUUUGCACUUUAUCACUUUCAGCGGCACUUUCUGAUCACAUUUCAGACCAAUGGCUUGCAUUCACUAGCAGGAAAUUCAAAUGAUAUAUAUACAGUAUAUACAGUGUGUGUGUGUGUGUGUGUAUAUAUGUAAUAUUAUUGUCAUGGCAGGUGAUGAUCUGGAUUGUUAUAGAUUUGCAAUGUACACAACGUGAUUUCUUUAUCCAAAGCGUUGUGUUUGUCGAUCCCAAAUCAAAUAUGUAAUGUACGUUACUUUAAAAUAUUUGCUGUGCAAUAAAAUGUGUGUUGUGUA